AUGGAACAGCCCGAAACGCGAGUCGCGUACAUCAGAAUCGACAAUCUGCCCCCGGGCAAGACGUGGCGGCAGGUUAAGUACCUGGUCGGGGGCAUGAUACACCACACCAGCAUCCUGCAGGUUAAGAUGCUGCCCCCGGUGCAGUCGAUAGUGCCUCCGUUCAUACCGUUCCAGAGCAGCAUUGUGUCGCUGAAGCGCUCCGACGCGCAGCUGAGCCGGCUCCUCAUGGAGCUCAACGGCUACACCUGGGAGUACUACCCACUGGUGGCGUACGCGGUGCCUCCGCUGCACGUGCCUAGCAACGCGGGCUACGGCGAGGGCCUUGGCCUCGGUUUUGGCCUCGGCAGUGGCAGCGCCGGUGGCAGCGCCGGCACAGGCGGCAGCCGCAGCGGCAGCGACGUGCCGGGCUCUCCGCGCGCACCCGGCUCCGCGCCCGUGCCGCCCAUGAUGAUGCCCUUCCAGCCCAUGCCCGCCAUGUACUUCCCGCCGCUUGCACAGGAGCCCUACGCGCGCCAUGUGCAGUCCCACGGCAAAAAGAUGCGGCAAGUGUUCAGCGAGGAGAGUUUCCGGAAGCAGAUGAGCGCCCGAGGCAUGUGGCAGCUGCUGCUCGAGGGCUUCCCGCCCUGCCUGCACUGGGACGUCAACGGUGCGGACGGCGCGGGCCUUCAGCAGUCGCCUCUGCUGGGCCCGCCACCAGCGGUCCACGUGAAAACGGCACACCCGGAGCACUUUGGCAAACUCAAAUGGACAGUGCUCAAGGACUUCAUAAAGCUCAAGUGCCACAAGCUGCUGGAGAUGGAUAACAUGGGGGCUACCACGAACACCCGGGAAUUUUACGUGGGCGUCUACGAGGACUGCGAGGUCAGAACCGAUGUUGAGGUACCUGAACAGGACGCGGGCCAGGAGCCGAAUGGCGUAGAGGCCUCAGACGAGUCCCCUGAGGAGUCAACUUCCGAGACCGCGACCACGGCUUCGGCGAAGGGCUCCGCAGAAAACGAACUAGAGAAAGCUACCCAAAGCAUAUCUCGGUUAUCAUUGGGCCCCAGCCACCGCGUCGUUUCGGCCACUAUCUACAAAGCAAUUGUGGGAUUUCACUCCCGGGAAUUGUGUGACAUGUGCCGAGAGAGCUUGCAAGGUCAGGAAUACUCUCUGGGCUACAAGCUGAAGGUUACAGAAUUACCCCUUUUAGAGUGGUGA
This is a messenger RNA of Lachancea thermotolerans CBS 6340, 1197 nucleotides long. RefSeq lists its product as uncharacterized. Bases 1 to 1197 code for a protein of 398 amino acids. Lineage: Eukaryota; Fungi; Ascomycota; Saccharomycetes; Saccharomycetales; Saccharomycetaceae. The transcript has a single exon. The record is from RefSeq and is a predicted model, not a curated record.